Messenger RNA from Ctenopharyngodon idella (grass carp), 11134 nucleotides. It is a transcript of the gene sh3pxd2aa, whose product is annotated as SH3 and PX domains 2Aa. Gene Ontology annotation, biological process: superoxide anion generation. NCBI's taxonomy places the organism in Eukaryota, Metazoa, Chordata, Actinopteri, Cypriniformes, Xenocyprididae. Gene Ontology annotation, molecular function: protein binding; phosphatidylinositol binding; superoxide-generating NADPH oxidase activator activity. The transcript is spliced from 16 exons. Gene Ontology annotation, cellular component: cytoplasm. The record is from RefSeq and is a predicted model, not a curated record. The coding region runs from base 825 to 4247 and encodes 1140 amino acids.
UUGGCAGUAUGAGUAACGGAAAUCACGUCUCACACUGUCCUUGGAUUAUGGAAUAGAUAUGCAACAGACCUUGUGAUUUAUUGUUGUAACGUUCAUCAAAUGAUUGUUAAUAUCUAGCUUAUGACAUGGUUUUGUUACAGAUACUCUCUUCCAUUAUUUUCUCUCACAGUUGGCCUUUAAACAAACUGAAUCAAAGGAACAAACAAUGCAUUCUCUGUAAAAUCCAGCCAUUGUCUCUUUUACGAAGGAAUACAAUAAUAACACAACACUCGUUUUCCCCCUGUAGAGGCUCUUAAACUGCAACAGAGCCCUUGUCAAGAAGCCCAGCCCCAUUGCCCAAAUAUCCCAGUGUGUGCGCGCGCUUCCUGCCGAAUGGACUUGGCGGUGAAUGCGCCCCGGCCUUUAUGACGCGCGCCGCUCACGUUUGAGGAGAACCCCCAGACUUCAGCGACACUACUGUAGUCCACACAAAGAAGACGCGCCGAUCCGGAUUCCAGAAUGACACUGUAGAAGGUGUCUCGAUUCGAAUUGAGCUGGAACGCGGCGGUUCGAAAAUCCGCUCUGCGCUAUGAGAGAAAUGGAUACGAGCAUGUUGGUUUCCUGCAGACGGAUAUAAGUUUUGCAUCAUUUAUUACUCGAUCUUCAUAUCUACAUCACGUCAAGGGGGAGUAAACGGACUGAUUAAACUGACGGGCCGGGGGGCAACACUCGUUUGCUUUCAUUGUGAAGAAGAACGGCGAUAUUAUUCGUGCAAACGUCUUCGUGACUGUCCAUUUAUUCGCUAUCUGAUUACUAACGGCGCUUCUGAAGCCUCUGUUUUCACAAUGCAGUUUCGGACAGUUUUGGAUGUAAAAGUGGUGGAUGUGGAGAAGAGGAGGAAUCCGUCCAAACAUUACGUGUAUCUCAUCAAUGUCACAUACUCUGACUCCACAUCCCACGUCAUCUACAGAAGAUACAGUAAAUUCUUUGACCUUCAGAUGCAGAUUCUCGACAAGUUCCCAAUCGAGGGAGGGCAGAAAGAUCCCAAAAAACGGAUUAUCCCUUUUCUUCCAGGCAAAAUCCUAUUCCGACGAAGUCAUGUGAGAGACGUGGCCAUGAAAAGACUACGCUUUAUUGACGACUAUUGCAGAGCGCUGGUCCGGCUUCCUCCCCAGAUCUCGCAGAGUGAGGAAGUUCUUCGCUUCUUCGAGACCAAACCAGAUGAUAUCAACCCUCCAGUAGAGGAUUAUGGAUCCAAACGCAAGUCAGUUUGGAUGUAUGGCCUUCAGGACAGUCCAACCAAGUCUGAGGCCUCAGGACUGGACAGCAGUGAGCCCAUGGUGCUGGAGCAGUACGUGGUGGUGGCCAACUACGAGCGGCAGGAGAACUCGGAGAUCAGUCUGAAGGCUGGAGAGACGGUGGACGUGAUCGAGAAGAGUGAAAGUGGCUGGUGGUUUGUCAGCACAGCUGAAGAACAGGGCUGGGUUCCUGCCACGUACCUGGACUCACAGAGCGGCACCAGAGAUGAUCUGGACCUGGGAACAUCUAGAUCUGGAGAAGUUACUAAGAGACGUAAGGCUCAUCUGAAGAGGCUCGACCGGAGAUGGACACUAGGGGGAAUAGUCAACCGCCAACAGAGCCGAGAGGAGAAAUAUGUCACUGUCCAGCCGUAUUCCAGUCAGGGAAAGGAUGAGAUCGGGUUCGAGAAAGGAGUAACCGUGGAGGUCAUCCAGAAGAACCUGGAGGGAUGGUGGUACAUCAGGUAUCAGGGUAAGGAGGGCUGGGCCCCAGCCUCAUACCUGAAGAAACUGAAAGAUGACCUUUCCCCAAGGAAGAAGACUCUGACUGGCCCUGUGGAGAUCAUCGGAAACAUAAUGGAGAUCAGUAACCUCCUCAACAAGAAGGCUGUAAGCGAGAAGGACAUUCAAACUGACGGAGAGGCCACCACCCCUGAGCGCCACAUUUCCAAAAGUGAAAUUAGUUUACCUAUCCCAUAUGCCCCAGAGGCUGGAGUGGCACCCACAGUGGUCACUGGUUUGGGAAUGAACUCUGGAUCUAGCGCCGCCCUACAGGAGAGCAAGAGCAGGGGAGAGCCAGGGUCACCUGCCAUAGCCCGGGUGGCACCACACAGGGUUGAGAUAGGAUUUGAUGCCAUAGGAUCUCCAAACCUCAGACAGAAACCUCCUCCUCGAAGAGAUGCAAAUCUGGCAUUCCAGUUGCCCAAACCUCCAGAGGCCCCUACUGUGGAAGCGGAGUACUACACCAUAGCAGAGUUUCAAUCCAGUAUCUCAGAUGGCAUCAGCUUCCGUGGAGGACAAAAGGCUGACGUCAUAGAGAAGAACUCUGGUGGUUGGUGGUAUGUCCAGAUCGGGGAUAUGGAAGGCUGGGCACCAUGCUCCUACAUUGAUAAACGCAAGAAGCCCAACCUGAGCCGGCGAACCAGUACACUUACCCGCCCCAAAGUUCCACCCCCUGCUCCACCAGUCAAAAAACAGGAUUCUGAGGAAUCACCUUCUCUAUGUGGCUCCGCCUCCAAAGCCCCAGAAUCCCCCACUCAGCGUGUCUAUGAGGAGCCAGAAUAUGAUGUUCCUGCCAUUGGUUUUGACUCCGAUCUGGACAGUAAUCCUCCAAAACAAAAAACAAAUAAUUCCCCAAAACCAGAGCCCCGUAAGUUUGAAAUUAAAAGCAAUCCAGCAGCUGCCGAAAGGAUCGCACAGGCUGGCAAAGCGUCGCCUUUACUAAAAGUGAUGACCUCCCCCUUGAGGAAAAGAAACUCAUUGGAGGAUGUCAAUAGGGAGGAAGUGAUUUAUGAAAAUGAAGGGUUUAGGUUUUCCUCUGAUGACUUUGCCAGUGGUUGCGAUUCAGAUACCCCAAGGAGUCUCACAUUGGGUCGCAAACCUUUCGGAUCCUCUUCUGGAGGAGGGAAGCCCCUCCGGAAAGUAACACCAGAUCUAAGCCGGAGCCACUCUCUUGGUCGUGCUGAGAGACACAGCCCCAAGUCAUCGUCAGACGAAUCAGGACGCAAUCCAAAAAGAGAGCCUGUCAUGCGUAAAGAUGUGGAGAUCCGGAUUGGUCAGAGUCCUUUAGCCAGGCCCAAACCAGUGGUGCGACCCAAACCACUGCUUACAAAGUCAGAGCCACAAAGCCCAGAAAGAAUGGACAUCAGUAGCCUACGCCGCCAGCUUCGGCCCACCGGAAGUCUUCGGCAAGGAGCGGUCCGUGCAGCACGUGGUGAAGAUUCUGAGACUGCUUCAGUUGUGUCCUCUGAGGAUUCCAACUCCUCAAGAAGUACCUCCGAUCUCUCCAGCAUCUAUUCCAAAGGUAGCCGAGGUGGGGAAUCCGACCAUGAAAGUGUGCUCUACAGGACCACAGAUGCCUACGAACGAGCCCAAGAGUCAGAGGUCAGCUUCCCAGCUGGUGUGGAGGUUGAGGUGCUGGAGAAGCAGGAAAGUGGAUGGUGGUAUGUCCGUUGGGGCAAUGAUGAGGGUUGGGCACCUACUUUCUACUUGGAGCCAGUCAAGCAUACCCAUGACGUUGGUGUUCAAGAAUCCCGUGAUGGCCCUCUUGUUGAUCUCAGUAGCACCAACAAGUCCAACAGCCUCGAGAAAAACGAGCAGCGUGUUCAGGCCCUUAACAACCUCAACCAGCAGAACCUGAGGAGUAUGAGCAACCCUAGCCCACCAAUCCCAUCCAAACCACCAGGGGGAUUUAGCAAACCAAAUGCAAUGCUGAACGGUUCAGGCGUACGAAUGCGGAACGGUGUCCGUCAGGCAGCAGUGCGACCACAGUCAGUGUUUGUGUCUCCCCCACAGCCUCUGAAGGACACCAACAUCCAUUCAGGGUCUUUGAGGAGAAAUGAAUCACUGGGUGCUGGCGACCACUUGAGGUCCACAGGCGUAAGGCGAAACUCCUCCUUUACUGCCGUUCGACCGCAGCCAGCGACUGACGUGCGGGUGAGGGCUGGGACCACCAUUACAGCACCUGUUGGAAGUUCAAGCCCCUUGAUUGCCCAGAGAAAUGGAAUUCCAAUCUCUACAGUAAGACCCAAGCCCAUCGAGAAGACACACCUCAUUCACAACAACCUUCGAGAGGUUUACGUAUCUAUUGCUGAUUACCGUGGCGAUGAAGAGACCAUGGGUUUCUCAGAAGGCACUAGUCUUGAAGUUUUGGAGAAGAAUCCAAAUGGAUGGUGGUACUGCCAGGUUCUCGACGGCUUACAGGGACGCAAAGGCUGGGUACCGUCUAACUAUUUGGAGAGAAAAAAGUAAUUCCCCAAAAAUGUUUUAAACAUGCACAAUUGUAAUCAAAAUGUAAAAAGACAAACUGGAGGACUUUUGGUUUGAAACGGGAGGAACAGAGCCUUUUAGAAAGGAGUUUACAUUAAAACUAGAGUAAUGCAGGUGAAUGUUUAGCAAAAUACCUGCCGUAACUUUAUGCCAAAUGGGUGCCUUCGUACAUCUUUCACUGAAUGUUAAGAGGAAUUGGUCAAAUACCAGUGAAACAAUGAAAAUACCAAACUUCAACUUAGUGCCAUAGGCCUACAAGUACAGAAAGCAACGAACUUAUUUUUGUUACAACGCUAAAAAGAGAGAAAGAUAAUUUCAGCAUAGGUGCAUAACAAAACGUGCAGAUUCAAUCUUGAGAACUCAAAAACAAGAAAUUUCUGUUAAAAUGUCUUGAACAGAAAAACUAACAACAUCAAAUUUUAUCUUAGCAUUGAGUGCGUUCAAAAAAACACAGCAUAACUUUGAUUGUCGUUUUUUUAAAAACGUAUCACUUUUUUUAGAAAUUGUUUUGUGUUGAUGUUUUUAUAUCUUCCUUAGAGAUGUAUUUCUGCUUUCUUGUAACAUCCUAACACAUCAAAACAUUCACUGAGUCACUUCCUGUCCUGAUCAGUUGUCGUAAAUAAUGACUAUCAAUCUCUUUCGUCUUCCCCAUUCUUUAAAUAUUCACAGGCCAAAAUAAAUAAAACAUGUUAAAGGAAAACAGUCUGUGAAAGCUACAUGCAUAGCUCGCCUCAUGCCCACCUCUUCAUUGGGUUUAAACCCAAGUUUAGUUUACAAAGUGCAUCUGGUCAUGUUAGGAGGGUAGACAGCUUCAGAGGACAGGACUUUAGAUAUUGCUGCUCUGUGUGUGCUAAAUCUGCUGCUUUUGCAGUGAUAAGUCAUGAAAUCAGGACUGGAAAAUCUAUGUUUUGUUCAGCAUUUUAUCCCAGGGAAGUAGUAACAUAACAUUGAGCCCAAAAUGUGAUCACACCAAAGAAGAAUUACUUACACAUUUUGUUUUAGAGUUAGUAUUUAUUUGUAUGGGUACAAAUACAGUGUAUUCGACAAAACCUAAACGAGGUUUCAGAACUGAGAACAAAGUAUAUUUAAUUGUUAUAUCUGGAAGCACUUGAUUUUUUUUUUAACCCAAAGAAAAGCACGUUAAUAUGCAAGGUUAAUUUCUACGUUAUGAUAUUGCUGGGCAGUAUUGAAUCUGAAGUUACACAAUAAGCAGUUUAAACUUCUAUCAUUUCAGAAAAGUGUUUCAUUUUCUGUCGACAAAUAGAUUCACAAAAUGUAUCUAUUAGUCCAUAGUCCAAUCUCUCUCUUCUUUUUUAAAUGUCUAAGCUCAGAAUGAUUACUUCUCCCUUAUUCAAUCGAAUAAUACUCAUUAACAACAGCAUCAAACGGCUGAUGUUCAAGACUGCUGAAAUAUUUUUCUAAUGAAUAGUGUGAGCUCUUAAUUGGGUUUCGCGCUACUUUGAUUUAUUUUUCUGCUGGACAGUAUUUUAGUGUUAAACAGUUAAAACAUUAAUUACCUGCUAGAUUGCAGUUAUAUUCUAUUAAGCAGAAAGUUGUUUAUUUUGUCUUGUUUGUUUGUUUGUUGGUUGUUGUGUGAUCACACAUGGACAAUAAUGAUGAAUGAAGUCGUUCAUUUGUUGUGAAUCAAUGCAUUUGAACUUUUUCUUGAAUGCAUUAGUUUAAAGAUGCAGUGUACUUCAUCAGCAUAUAAUUUAUUUAACAACAUUUUUGUUGUAUUUUUCAUUUUUAAUAGUUUUUUAAAAAUACUUCUGUCUUGCAAAGAUGCCAUUUUAUUGUCAUUUGACACUUACAAAACUUGAUUCUCUUGGUAGUUUUAGUAAUUGGCUACUGCUAUAUUCUAAGCUUUUUUUUCCUACCAAGAUUAUUUUUGUCUCUUAUGUAGGUGUACAUAAGUACUCUUGAAAUUGGAAGUAAUUGUUUUUUAAUUCAUGUGAACAUUUUUCACAUUGUGUGAACAUGUUUUUCCUCAUUAUUGCUAUUAUUAUUAUUAAAAAAAUCAGGAAUGCAUUUUCAACCAUGCUGGUAGCUGCACCUUUAGCAACUAUGGACACUUCCUUUCUCGUUAUUGAGCCACAUAUAAUGCCAGAUUAUUUAAGCAAAAAAAAUCAUUUAAUCUUAUUUUAUUAUCAUCAUAUCACUCUCAGAAAAAAAAAAAAAAGAAAAAGAAAAAAAAAAUCGACCAUAUAAAAAAUCUAAAUGAUAAUCAAUCAAUCAAUCCUUCUAAUUAAAAGCCAGCAUUAAAAUAGGAAUGAUCAAAUGACAACUGACAUAAAUUUUAUAAUUAAAAACAGCAGGGCUCUAUAGUUAUAUAGUAUAUGUGGAUCCCAAAUUGUGACUGGACCAAAUUUGAUUUGAGUGUUUCAUUUAAAUGUUAUCUUAAAAACACAGCAAUAAUGGAAUUUUAAAGUUCUAAUUUGAGUGAUUUUUUUAUUUUAACUUUUAAAUUUGAAAAUGAAGCCAUUAAUUAAGCCACUCUCAAUUGCAACUCUCCUUUUGACGAUGGCAUUAUAGAAAUGUGUCGACUCACUGCAGCGCAGCGCUUGUGAUGGAUGUUGCUAAGCUCCAUUAACACUAUGCUUUUUCUUCAUUUGCGCCUAUACAUUUUACAAGGGAACUGUUAAGUGUCAAACUAGUUCUUAUCUCAUAUUACUUGUGUAUCUGCUAGCUUUGUUUUAUGUGUUCUUUAUUUAUUUAAUUUUUCAAUGCGUUUUUCAGGAACAAUGUUGUGUUUUGCUAUUUUUUUUUUUUUCUUCUUUCUCCUGUUCACUUUUGACAUUACUCAGAUGGAAUGAGGAAAUGUGCAAUACAAAAACAGGCAUCUCAUUAGUUAAGAACCGUUUUGAAAAAAAUCUUUGUUUUUACUUGUCAUUUUGACAAUUUUAUGUCAAAUAAUGCCUGGUUUUGUCCCAUAGUUUGUUUUUUUUUUGUUUGUUUUCUUCCUCCAAGUCAAAAUGAGCAUAUCAUGCCGCUCAAUAUGUGUUCAAAUAUGUUAUGCUGAAUGUUAAAAUCCCCUCAUAGAUGGACACCUUCAGUCUAUCGGCCAAACAUGACUUGAUUUCUGCAUUCACACUUUUUACCUACUGAACCGUAUCUUGCUUUAAGGGGUUUAGCGACCUCUCACACCCAUGGUGAAUUAGUAUGGAAAUAAUAGGGAAGCAUGGGCAUAUCUUAUUCUCCGAGGCACUUGUCAGUUCAGCCUGUCGAAUCACAAAUCUGAGAUGGUGGGGCAAAACCAUCAGCAGCUAUAUGAGCGCCGCGCCGCACCACACACUGCCAACUCCUCGACAUGUCUCUUUGACAUCCGCCCCUACAUUGCACCGUUACCAUGGCAAACACGACUUCUCUAUCCUAAAUCCCAAUCAUCGACAGCAAGGACUUUCAUACUGUAUCGUUAUCAGUUUUCUUUUUAAAUUUUGUUUAGCCUACUAACAACUGCAAUUUUAUUCUGGAAAUCCAGGUCUAAUUUUCCACACCUUAAAAUAACAUGGACUGCAUAUAUUUGCUUACCCUCCUGUCUGAAUUCAUGAAUAUCUGCGCCUUUUACGCAUUGGAACGCAUGUACUGAGAGUCUUAACGAAUUUUGCUUUAGUUAAAAAUGAGGAGAGUUAUAGAUGACUGUCUUGGAGUUUCUGGUCAAGAGAACAAUUUUAUGAGAGUUGAAAUAUCUUCACUAUUCCUAUUCAAACAGACCCUCUCAAAUAGAGGUUUGCUAUAGUUUCUUGCUUCAUGUUGUGUUGUGUUUUCUUUUCUUUCCGUUUAUAUGGGAGAAUAUAUGGCAUAUAUUUACAGGAAUGUUCCAGGUUCUGUGAAAUGCUGUCAAAAAUAAUUUAGUAAAAACAGAUGAAAAUUGUUUGCACCAACACCAUCUCAUGAAAAAACAUAACUAUUUUAUGAGGUGGCGAAAUGUAAAAUGUAAAACCCAUAGUAUACUUCAGCCGUCUGCGUUCCGCUAUGGUCUGUGCGCUGACCUCGUGACGUAAUUUUCUUCACCAGGAGGGUCCGCGGACGUACGUGCACUGCUCAAUUUUUGUGUCUGCAGGGAUUGUGUGCGUACAACAGUGCAUGUGCGAGUGGCUUGAAAAUAAAGUCCACUAGAUCACGUGCCGAACGUGUCUUUCCGCUCUCGAUGCCAAAGGAGCAUACCUUGAAAGGCUCAUGCACUCAACUGUGUGUGAGGAGGAGCAUACCUGGAAAACUAAGCAUACCCGGGCCUUAAGUUGUUUAGAAAUAAGCAUGAAUUCGUACUUUAUGAAUUCAAAGGUCCAUGAAUAACUUGCGAUAUCUAGAAAAAAGUAAGCAUUAACAUCUACCCCUAAAGGCCCGGGUAUACUUCAUUUUCCGCGUUCCUCUCCGUCUCGCGCACAGUUGAGCGAGCAAGACUUUCAAAUUAUAUUCCUUUGGCCGUGAGCGCAGAAAGAUGCGUUUGGCGCGUGAGCACUAUCUAGUGGACUGCUGUUUUCAAGCGCUCAAGUAACUCGGACAUGCGCUGUUGUACGCGGACCAUCCGCGCGCUCUCAAAAAUUGCGCUGCAACAUCCGCACACCUCGUCCAUGGACUCUCCUGAUGAUGAAAAUUACGUCUUUCGGACGGCUGAAGUAUACUUUGGGCUUAAACCUAACUAUCAGUGGGGGCCUAACCAGAUACAAAAAAUGUACGAAUGAGAUUGUACCAAUUCGCCAAAACAUAAAAUAGCUACGAAUUGCAAUGAAAGUGUGUUGGUUUGCACACAAAUUCAAAGUAUACAACACUUUGUAUUGAACCUGGAACUUCCUCAAUCGGAAGAGACAAUUGUUAUUUUAAGAAAAGAUUGUUGGUAAAUUUUUUGUGUGUUUGUGUGGUGUAUUCUGCGAUGGUUUGUGUACAGGAGUUUUUAAAUGGUGGAAAGAGAAGGUGAAUAGAGAGAAUGUUUGUUAAUGAUGUUUGGUUAGAAGGGAUUCCAGUCAGGUAAGGUUAGGCGCGAUUAAACAGUUCUAAUGGAUUUGAAGAAGUGUUCGCUGUGGAAAGAAAACCAAGGCUUUUUACGAUAAUUAGCACUUCAGAGAGCUUAGAGCAGCUCAUUAUGGUGUCACAGUGGCACUGCGUUGUCAUAAUAGCUAGUGAGGCGCUGUGUUCUAGAAACACACUAGUUAUUUCUGUUGGAAAACUGACUGCAACUUAAUUCAAGUGAGCAGCUUUGUGUUUGAGGCCAUUGUUUUUCAAAACAUGACUUAGAUAUGCAUGCUGAGGUUCAGAAACUUGCGAACGAAUAUCCACCACAGCUCGCUGCUGCUGCUGCAAGCCUCUUUAUAACAAUUAAAAAGUUGCUGACAGAAUGUUGCUGUAAAAGAACAGGACUCCUCGUCUCCAGCCGCGGCAUCAGGAGUAGGCUACAUUCGCGCUGUGAAAUCAUAUUACCCGAGAGCUCUGUUAAUUACAGAUGCUUGGGAAAAGCGCCGUGAAUACAAAUGUCACACUGAUUGUGGAUGUCGAGCUGCCUGGGGGUUUGGAUCAGAUGCCGAGAUAGAUUGAUCAUGUCUCUAAUGGUUCACAGCAUGUCGAGAUGUAUUAACAUCAUCAAGAGGAAUCAUUUGAGCUUCCUGCGUCAGCGAACGGCUGGAUUUACUGAGGCGUCUAUAUGUCGUGUUGGUGUUAAACAAAAGUUGUAAGAAUGUACAUGAUCGGGAUGUUAUUUACAGGGCAUUCAAAUUGAGUUUCAUUGCCCGAAAAAGUCAUGGAUGAUUUUUUUUUUUUUUUGUAGUUGUGCUCAGCUCAAAAUUAUUUAAUUUUGAUCGGCAAGAAUUAAUCGAUUAAUUGAUUUAGUAAUUGCGAAUCGAAAUUCAUUGGAUAAAAAGUGUGGGAAGUACCAAGUAAUUAGUUAAAUAUGUCAGAAUUGUCAGUAAUCCGACUAACAUUUCAUGUGACCUAAACUGGAUAAUAAGGAAGUAGGCCUAUAUUAGGCAUAAAUUAGGAUGGAGAGAGCCGUAUGUGUGUGCACUGUGAUGUAUGAAGUGUUUAAUGGGAGUUUGGUAGGUUUUUAAUUUUUUCCUGCAUUAAUUUGCAUUUACGAUCAGAUGCAUCAGUGUUUGGUCUGAGGCGACAAGGCGUUUGUGUUCAUUUUGAUGCGAACAAGUGCAGAGAGGGAACAUGCUGCGGCAGUCUAAUCUCUUGCUGUUUUCUGUCUCUGUCUCUGCUUGGCUGUCUGCACUAAUUAGCAUUCCUCUCCUCUUAAUUAACAGUCACAAAAAAAAAAAAAAAAUGUAAAAAAAAAAGAAAAAAGAAACAGCAUGUGAGGCCGGUAAUGUCUCGCUUAAAAGAGUGUUUUGAUGAGCGUCACUUCUCUGAAAGUUAAUUUGAUUGAUUGCUUUCAUCAUGCACCCACUUAACAGACUGAUGUCUGUGUGCAAGGGUUUUUAUUUUACAUCUUCUACAUAUUAUCUUACAUGUACAGCAGAUUCUUGGGCAGUCUUUGUAAUCAAAGUACUCUGACUUCAAGUGAUUCUUCAAGCAAAGUUGAAAUUCUCAGAUAGGAAGUGAAGAUGCCUAAAUGAGACGCCACAUUGUUUCUCUGUUACAGACCAUUGGAUGUAAGGAAUGUUUGGAUGGAUAUUUGCAAACCCUCAUAAGAUUAAAAAGUGUUCCCUUGGACAUAAUGAGAGAAAGCCUUGCAUUGAUAUUAUUCAGCGCUCAGCCAAAUCUACAUUUUGUAUGCAUUUCUUUUAAGGAUCUAAAGGUCUACAGCUUCAGCUUUUAAUUUUCAGCAUUUUUGUUUUGUGAUUUUUACUUUACGUUUUGUUUUUGUACCUUUUUAUGUUUACAUUGUAUCUUGCAUUGUCCUAAUGGAAAACACAAUAAAAUGUAUCCUCCUUGUU